AUGUCGGAGCCCAAGAAAACCAAGUACGAUCGUCAACUCAGGAUUUGGGGAGAGCAAGGGCAAACAGCUCUUGAAAACGCGAGCAUCUGUUUGCUAAAUUGUGGACCUACUGGCUCUGAAACCCUCAAGAAUCUCGUUCUCGGUGGAAUCGGAAGUAUCACCAUUGUCGACGGAUCCAAAGUAGAGAUUGGUGACCUUGGAAACAAUUUCAUGGUGGAUGAGAAGAGUGUUGGUCAGUCAAAAGCCAAGUGUGUUUGUGCCUUUCUUCAAGAGCUUAACGAUGCUGUUAAAUCCAAGUUUAUCGAGGAGAAUCCAGAUACUUUGAUAUUGACAAACCCGUCUUUCUUCUCUCAGUUCACUCUCGUUGUGGCUACUCAGCUAGUGGAAGAUUCAAUGGUGAAACUAGAUAGAAUCUGCCGAGAAGCAAAUGUCAUGUUGGUUUUUGCUCGCUCCUAUGGCCUUACUGGGUUUGUUCGUAUCAGUGUAAAGGAACACACUAUUAUCAAUUCAAAGCCUGAUCAUUUUCUUGAUGACCUCCGCUUGAAUAAUCCAUGGCCUGAACUCAAGAGGUUUGUGGAGACCAUUGAUAUAAAAACACCAGAUCCUGUCGUUCAUAAGCACAUUCCCUACGUCGUCAUUCUUGUCAAGAUUGCUGAAGAAUGGGCUCAAACCCAUAGCAACAACCUUCCCUCUACCAGGGAAGAGAAGAAGGAGUUUAAGGAUUUGGUUAAGUCUAAGAUGGUAUCGAUGGAUGAAGAUAACUACAAAGAAGCCAUUGAAGGCGCUUUUAAAGUUUUUGCUCCUAGAGGAAUAAGCCGAGAGAUUCAAGAAAUUAUCAAUGAUAGUUGUGCUGAAGUUGGCUCAAAAUCUUCAGAUUUUUGGGUAAUGGUAGCAGCCCUCAAGGAGUUUAUUUCAAAUGAAGGCGGUGGGGAGGCACCACUUGAAGGUUCCAUGCACGAUAUGACCUCUUCGACAGAGCACUACAUCAACUUGCAGAAAAUAUACCAAGCCAAAGCUGAAGCUGAUUGUCUUUCCAUGGAGCAAAGAGUGAAAAACAUUCUAGUUAAAGUCGGUCAAGAUCCAAGUAGCAUCUCAAAGCCAACUAUCAAGGGCUUCUGCAAGAAUGCAAGAAAACUAAAGGUAUGCAGAUAUCGUAUGAUUGAGGACGAGUUCAGCAAUCCUUCUGUAACAGAACUGCAUAAGUGUUUAGCUAGUGAGGACAGUAGCGCUAUUGGAUUUUACAUUCUUCUUAGAGCUGUUGAUAUAUUUUCUGCGACCUAUAAGAAGUUUCCCGGACAGUUUGAUGGAGAAAUGGAUGAGGACGCAUCCCGCUUAAAAACUAUUGCCCUGAGUCUUCUUAGCGAAAUGGGUUGUAACGACUACAUACUUCCAGAAGAGCUUUGCAAUGAGAUGUGCAGAUUCGGUGCCGCAGAGCUUCAUGUGGUUGCUGCUUUCAUAGGAGGAAUCGCAUCUCAAGAAUUGAUCAAGCUCAUCACGAAGCAGUUUGUUCCAAUGUUGGGAACUUUCAUCUUCAACGGCAUUGAUCACAAGUCUCAGUCUUUGACAUUAUAG
Messenger RNA from Arabis nemorensis, 1572 nucleotides. NCBI's taxonomy places the organism in Eukaryota, Viridiplantae, Streptophyta, Magnoliopsida, Brassicales, Brassicaceae. The record is from the annotation of a GenBank genome assembly.